Molecule: messenger RNA, 3149 nt
Organism: Marmota flaviventris (yellow-bellied marmot)
Lineage: Eukaryota; Metazoa; Chordata; Mammalia; Rodentia; Sciuridae
Gene: Gmeb2
Product: glucocorticoid modulatory element binding protein 2
Biological process (GO): regulation of transcription by RNA polymerase II
Cellular component (GO): nucleus
Molecular function (GO): RNA polymerase II cis-regulatory region sequence-specific DNA binding
Source: RefSeq, a predicted model, not a curated record
GAAGCGCGCGCCCGAACUGCCGCCGCCGCCGCCGCCGCCGAAUCCCCAACAAGGAAAGAAGCCCCCGGCCGCCGCCGCCGCCGCAGUUCUCGCUGCCGUCGUCGCCGCGGCCGGGCGUCCGAGCAGGCCGGCGUGGCCCCAGGAUUGGGAACCUGGAAGAGUGACGCUGCAGUCCGAGCGUCCUCUCCUCAGAGCCAUGGCUACGCCAGAUGUGAGUGUCCACAUGGAAGAGGUGGUGGUUGUGACGACCCCAGACACUGCAGCCGACGGCAGUGGUGUGGAGGAGGUGAAGACGGUGCUGGUGACCACGAACCUGGCCCCUCACGGGGGUGACCUGGCAGAAGACAAUGUGGACACAGAAAACGCAGCUGCUGCUGCCGCCGCAGCCUUCACAGCCUCCUCGCAGCUCAAGGAGGCCGUGUUAGUGAAGAUGGCUGAAGAGGGGGAAAGCUUGGAGGCUGAGAUUGUGUAUCCCAUUACCUGCGGAGACAGCAGAGCCAACCUGAUUUGGAGGAAGUUCGUUUGCCCUGGCAUCAAUGUGAAAUGUGUUCAGUAUGACGAGCAUGUGAUUAGCCCCAAGGAGUUUGUGCACCUGGCGGGGAAGUCCACUCUGAAGGACUGGAAAAGAGCCAUCCGGAUGAAUGGUAUCAUGCUCAGGAAGAUCAUGGACUCAGGGGAGCUGGACUUCUACCAGCAUGACAAGGUCUGCUCCAACACCUGCCGCAGCACAAAGAUAGACCUCUCGGGGGCCCGUGUGUCCCUGAGCAGCCCCACGGCCACAGAGUACCUCCCACUCACACCUGCUGCAGCGGAUGUGAAUGGCUCUCCUGCCACCAUCACCAUAGAGACAUGUGAGGACCCCAGCGACUGGACCACAGCCAUUGGAGAUGACACAUUUGCCUUCUGGCGGGGGCUAAAGGAUGCUGGCCUGCUGGACGAGGUCAUUCAAGAAUUCCAGCAGGAACUGGAGGAAACUAUGAAAGGCCUGCAGCAGAGGGUGCAGGACCCUCCCCUGCAGCUCCGAGAUGCUGUCCUCCUCAACAACAUUGUACAGAACUUUGGCAUGCUGGACCUAGUAAAGAAGGUGCUGGCCAGCCACAAGUGUCAAAUGGACCGCUCUCGGGAGCAGUAUGCCCGGGACCUGGCAGCCCUGGAGCAGCAGUGUGACGAGCAUCGGCGCCGUGCCCGGGAACUGAAGCACAAAUCCCAGCACCUCAGCAAUGUGCUCAUGACACUCACACCUGUGCCCCUGCCACCCCCUGCCAAGCGGCCUCGGCUUGCACGCGCCACGUCUGGACCAGCUGCUGUGGCCUCGCAAGUGCUCACCCAGUCCGCGCAGAUUGCCCUCGGCCCAGGCGUGCCUGUGCCCCAGCUGGCCAGUGUGCCACUUGGUAAAGUGGUAUCCACGCUGCCCUCGGCUGUCCUGGGCAAGGGCUCUCCUCAGGCUCCACCAGCCAGCUCGCCAGCCUCGCCGCUGCUCGGUGGCUACACAGUCCUGGCCUCCUCAGGCUCCAGCUUCCCCAGCACAGUGGAGAUCCACCCGGACGCAUCCAGCCUCACAGUCCUAAGUACAGCAGCCAUGCAGGACGGCAGCACUGUGCUGAAGGUGGUCAGUCCGCUACAACUGCUCACGCUUCCCAGCCUGGGCCCCACCCUGCAGAAUGUGGCUCAGGCGUCACCUGCAGGCAGCACAAUAGUGACAGUGCCCACUGCCACGGCCCCAGGGCCUGAGGAACACACAACCACCAUUGAGGUGGCUGCUGUGGCAGAGGACCAUGAGCAGAAGUAGCCAGGAGCCUAGGCCUCUUGCAGGGUAUGUCCUGGGAGGGUGAGGCCCCUCAGGGCGGGUGGAGCUGGCUGCCUCUCCUCAGGCCGCUGCAGGCAGAGGCCAUGGGGCUGGCUCAGCACAGGCAGGUCUAGUGGGCUGAACCAAAGAGAGGCAUCACUAGGCAAAUGAGAAGACAGAUGCCAGCAACCUGGAAGAUGGGUCUUCAAGUCCAAACUUCCUCCCCUUUUCUCUUGGGAAAUAGACUUUCCACCUGUUGCUUGUUGAUACUGUUUACACAUUGGGCCUUGAGCAGGAGCCAGGGGAACAGUGGCCAGGAGGAGUGCAUCUGGGUGCAGCCAGGUGCAGGCAGCAGAGCCAGGACGGCAGGUGCCUGAGACCCUGAAGGUGCUGGUAGUGCCAGAGCCCGCCAAGUCACUGAGGUCCUGGUGCCCACGCGCCGUCUCGGGGACGUUACUAACACAUGUCUUGGGAACUGUACCCAAGUGUGGAAACCCAUGGAUCCUAUGGAUUUGGUUUCUUCCCACAGUUUUCUGUAGGGUUAGUGUGGCCACGCCCCACUCCUCUGCCUGUGUGGGAAUGUGCACCCUGGGGGCCAAGAUGCAGGCCCCGGGCAGCACCUGCCCCCACCCCAGGUGCUUAGAUGGGGCACCCAGGCAUACCAGGCAGGGUCAGGAGCCAUUGAUCACGUGCUACAGGUGUUUUUAAGUGAAUUGCUUAGUAGGCUUCCAGGAAGAAUCAAAUUUGUAGCAUUUUCAACCAAAACAAUGCUGAGUGCCUAGGCUUCCCAAGGCAGCUCUGGUAUGGGCCUGGAGCACUUGUGUAUGCACCUGGCCAGGUGCUGGAGUUCCUGGGCAGUGCCCCUCCCCAAGAUGAGGCUCUUUGUGGGGUUUGUAUAGGGGUGUUCCUUCAGACUUGGGGGUGCUGAGAUGGCCCCUGUGUGCAGUCAGCUGAUGGGACCCCCAGAGCAUACAGCAGGCCAGUUGGGGGACGUGGGGCCCAAGAUAUUCCAGGAAGGGCUGUCUGUUGACAGUUUGCAGAUCAGGGUUUGGGAUCUCGAGGAAGACCAGGCAGGGGGCUGUCCUCCAGGCCAGAGCCUCUGGAGCUAGACAUUUCAGGAAGUGGGAUAAUCCCUGGGGCCAGUUAUCCACAGACCCUUCUGGUGGUUGUUGGCCAAGAACCCCACAGCAGGAGAAGGCUGCAGUCCCUCUUUGCUGCCUUGAAAGGAACUAGCUGUCCCUCUCUCUGUCCAUCCAUCCCACUAAGUGCCCAGACCCAACCUUUACACCUUUGUUUUGACCAGGGCCCCACGUCAAGCUACUGUUCUGUUUCUUAUUUUCUUUCUGUUACAUCCUUGUUUGCU